Lynx canadensis (Canada lynx) is the source of this 1789-nucleotide messenger RNA. It is a transcript of the gene RGS19, whose product is annotated as regulator of G protein signaling 19. NCBI's taxonomy places the organism in Eukaryota, Metazoa, Chordata, Mammalia, Carnivora, Felidae. The coding region runs from base 565 to 1191 and encodes 208 amino acids. The transcript is spliced from 5 exons. The record is from RefSeq and is a predicted model, not a curated record.
CGCCGAGGACGGCGGCCCUGCCCCUCCCGACCUGGGGCCCGGGGGCCGUGCCGGGCGGGAGCCUCAGGACCCGGCACCCCGAUCCGCACCCCCACGGACUCCAGCCGCGGGGUCCACGUGGACCCUGGGCCGCGGCGGGACGGGAGCCAGUUCCCCGCGCGUGGGGGAGGGGGCGCUGCAAACCGGUUCCCCUUUUUCUGCAGCUCAAAGCCUGGGGAAGUGAUUGCUCAAAGGGGGGGGGGGGCCGGAAGAACCCAGGUUUCCGCGUCUCCCGCCCCCCCGCCCAGCCUGUUGGGGAGGGGCCGAGGCGGGACACCCUGUCCGUCCCCACCCCUGCCCCCUUGGAUCUGGCAGCCACUCACCCUGCGAGGCGCAGGGGAGGCACUGCGCCCCCGGCCCCAACUGAUCUGGGGCUCCCGGCGCCGGCCUCCCUCCAGAACGCCGCAGGAGUACCUCCUGCCGUCUGACUUGAGUCCCGGCUGCUGCAGUGCACGCCCCUUCGGCAGCCAGGGUGGGGCCCAGAGGGAACCUGGCCUCUCCCGCCCCCACCUCGCCUUUGGGUCGAUGCACAUAGGGCCAGAGGAGGCAGACCAGCCCCCCUCGAUGUCCAGUCAUGACGCGGCCCCCCCGGCUGCCCCCAGCCGCAACCCCUGCUGCUUGUGCUGGUGUUGCUGUUGCGGCUGUUCCUGGAACGAAGAGCGGCGGCGAGCGUGGCGGGCCUCCCGGGAGAACAAGCUGCAGCCCCUCCCCAGCUGCGAGGCGUGCGCCACGCCAAGCCCGGAGGAGGUGCGGAGCUGGGCGCAGUCGUUCGACAAGCUGAUGCACAGCCCGGCGGGCCGAAGCGUGUUCCGGGAGUUCCUGCGCACCGAGUACAGCGAGGAGAACAUGCUCUUCUGGCUGGCCUGCGAGGAGCUCAAGGCCGAGGCCAACCAGCACGUGGUGGAUGAGAAAGCCAGGCUCAUCUACGAGGACUACGUGUCCAUCCUGUCCCCCAAGGAGGUGAGCCUGGACUCCCGAGUGCGGGAAGGCAUUAACAAGAAGAUGCAGGAGCCUUCGGCGCACACGUUCGACGAUGCGCAGCUGCAGAUCUACACCCUCAUGCACCGGGACUCCUACCCGCGCUUCCUCAGCUCCCCCACCUACCGUGCCCUGCUGUUCCAGGGAAGCUCCCAGUCCUCCCACGAGGCCUAGGCUGCCCACCACAGCGGCACAGACGUGGGACCCCUCUGGCGGGCACAGACUCGGUUACCGGCACCAGUGUGCGUCCGCGGAUGUCCCGCACACCAGCGGGGCCCGGCACCCCUGAGGGCAGUCCCAGACAGGAGCCCGUCUCUACCCCGGGGACCUGGGACCCGGAGGUCCUGCUGAGGGGAGGCGACACCAGGCAGUCUCUCCCCAAAAAGCUCCCCGCUGGGCUCCUGCGUGGGGAGAGGGAGACCUCCCACGGGGUCUGGUGGACCCACCGGCCUCACUUAGGCCUCCUCCCCAAGCAGCCAGGGACCUUGAGAAAUGCCUUUGGUGGGCAGUAGAGCCUCUGUGUGUCUAGUUGUGACAGGAGGAGACAGACCCUCUAAUGCAAGCUGUCUGCGCCCGGAUCAGACCCAGAACCUCAGAACUAGGCUCAAGGCAACAGGAGCCAGUUUCUUUUUUAUAUUUUCAUUAAUUUUAAACCUGGAAACAUGUCCUUACUGUAUUUUAUCAAAAAAAUGAAAAAGAUGUUUUCAUAUUUAUCUCCAUUCCUUCUCCAUCCAAAAUAGGAUCUUUUAUUGAAGAUAUUUUUAAAGCAAAA